Messenger RNA from Drosophila kikkawai, 5205 nucleotides. NCBI's taxonomy places the organism in Eukaryota, Metazoa, Arthropoda, Insecta, Diptera, Drosophilidae. The record is from RefSeq and is a predicted model, not a curated record.
AUGGCAUCCGCUGAAAAACCAACGGCCGAACAGCCAACGGCCGAACCGCCAACGGCCGCAACCGUGUCGUUGCGCAAAUUCAUAGCCGCCAGCGAUCGUGUGAGCAUUUUUGAAGCUAAGAUUAAUACUCCAGGUCAAACUUCCCCGUCCCUACAUCUGCUACAAGUCCGCCUGCAACAAGUGAGAGCCUUAUGGGACAAGGUAGAGACGGAGUACGACAUGUGCUCCGAUCUAAUUGCCCAAGAAGGAUCCCUCGAAAUGGUGUCCGUGCUGCAGAGCAAAUAUGACUAUUGCUAUUCGGUGUAUGAGUCAUGUUCUGCAGAGAUCAGCGCGACAAUUGACAGUGCCACGCCUCAAGCCGUGCAACCACCCUCCCAGCCAAUCAUUUCCUCCGGUUGCCGCUUACCUCCCUGCGAUACAGAAGUCUUCGACGGGGACUACCUUCGAUGGCCCACUUUCCGGGACCUAUUCACGGCAGUCUAUGUCAACAACCCCAGGCUGACACCGGUCGAGAAGCUCUUCCAUCUUCUCACGAAGACGAGCGGCGAGGCGAAAGCCAUCGUCUCCAAAUCCCCGCUCACAAAUGACGGGUUCGCCUCUGCGUGGGAAGCGCUUCAAGACCGUUUCCAAAACAAACGACUUCUAGUCAACAGCCAACUCAAGCUUCUGUUCAACUUGAGUUCCAUCUCCCAAGAAUCUGGUCAUGCGCUGAAAGAGCUGCAGUCCACGAUUCAGGGGUGCUUGACAGCGCUAGCACAUUCCCAAAUAUCCACGGACAACUGGGAUUGUCUGCUGGUGUUCCUGUGCGCAAGCAAGCUGCCGAAAGUUACCCUUUCGCUAUGGGAACAGUCCCUAACGUCGAAAUCCGACAUUCCGGCUUGGGAAGAGAUGAACACCUUCCUAAGCGAGAGAUAUCGCACAUUAGAGGCCAUCGAGGACAUGAAGCCGACUCAAGCAGUCCCGAAAAAGCUUCAGUCCUUCGAAACGAAAGUCAGCACCAAGCCAAAAGGGUGUGACUUAUGCUCCAAGGAGAAUCAUCCAGUACGCUUAUGCCCGCGCUUUCUCCAAAUGUCCGUCGACGCGCGUUCCGGCUACAUAAAAAAGAAGCAGCUCUGUCUCAAUUGUUUUGCGAGAGGCCACCAGCUACGUGACUGCACGAGCACGCACAGCUGUUUCACUUGUAAAGGGAGACAUCAUACUCUGCUACAUCGUAAUGCAACUCCUGCAAAUUCAAGAUCCUCCACGCCCUCUGCUCAGCUAUCUUCAGGACCCUCCACCAGUAAUGCAUCGACGAGUAAUCCUACGGUGCAGAAUUACUUCGCCUCUGGCACUACAGCCGUUCUUCUGAGCACGGCAAUUAUCGAUGUGUGCCAUCUAGGCACGAACUACCGAGCACGAGCCUUAAUCGACUCGGGGUCCGAGGCGACUUUCAUUUCCGAACGCCUCUUCAAUUUGAUCAAGCUGCCAUUCCGCAGCAUCCAAACUCAAGUCUCCGGGCUGAACCAAUCCGUUUCGGCGAAGUCUACCAGACUCUGCCAUUUUCAAGUGCGAUCUCCUACUAAGCCGGGUCUCCAGUUAGACACCGCAGCCUAUGUCCUUCCGGCAUUGGCGGGCAAAUUGCCCUCAUAUCCAAUAGCUCGGGAUUCUUUGAAAGACCUGCCCGCUCUCCAAUGGGCAAACCCCAAAUUCUACGAGAGUUCGCAAAUUGAUGUUCUGAUUGGGGCUGACAUUUUACCUUCGGUCAUGCUAAGUGGCACGCGAGGAAACAUUUGCGGCUCUCUACUAGGCCAAGAGACCAUUUUCGGAUGGGUGCUUACGGGGCCGAUCUCCCAGGUGAACUCAAACAGAGUCGCAUCCUUCACGACUCAAGUGCACCAAGUAGGUGACGAGGCACUGGACACGCUUCUCAGCAAGUUCUGGGAGGUGGAAGAUCUACCAGUCCAGAUGGUAAAGGAGUCGGAUUCCUAUUGCGAGAGGAACUUUCUCCGAACGACGAAGAAAGACGCAAGCGGGAGGUACGUGGUGACGCUCCCGUUCUGCGACCCCGUAAAUUCUGGAUCCAAUCUAGGGUAUUCGAGGUCCAUCGCGUUAGCUCAGUUUCUCCGAAACGAAAAUCGGUUAAAAAGAGACUUUCCCCUAAAAGAGCAAUAUGACAGCGUGAUUCAGGAAUAUCUGGAUCUGGGUCAUAUGAAAGAAGUUCCGUCGACUCACAAUUCUCCUACCUACUAUCUUCCACAUCAUGCGGUGAUCAAGCCCGAAAGCACCACUACAAAGCUUCGCGUUGUAUUUAACGCUUCAAGCCCUUCAGCAAAUGGAACCAGUUUAAAUGAUAUUCUUCAUGCUGGUCCAGUCCUGCAAUCCGAUCUGACUAUUCAGAUCCUGAAGUGGCGAUGCUUCCAAUAUGUCUUCAGUGCGGACAUUACUAAAAUGUACCGUCAGAUUUGGGUCGAUUCCAAGCACACACCCUUUCAAAGAAUUCUGUUCCGAAAUAAGGAAGGAGAUAUCCGAGACUUCGAGUUACAGACAGUUACUUUCGGGGUCAACUGCGCGCCCUUCUUGGCUAUCCGAGUGCUGCAGCAGCUAGCAAAGGACGUCCAAGGGCCAUUUCCACAGGCCAGCCGCCUUAUUCAGCAUCACAUGUAUGUCGAUGACGUGCUGGCCGGCGCAAAUUCCGUAAAAGACGCCUUAGAUUCGGUCCAAGAAUUGCGAGCAGCUCUGAGUUCCGCUGGAUUUCCAUUAAGAAAAUGGACUUCUAACAAUAAGAGCAUACUAAGCAAUAUUCCAGCUGAGCACCUUCUCCAUAGCGAGUUCCUCGAUAUCGAUGCCGAAAGCACGGCCAAGACGCUUGGUAUCCGAUGGAGGGCAAAGUCCGACGAGUUCUAUUUCGUCCCUCCAGAACUAAUAGUGGAACCCUCCUACACCAAGCGGGAAGUUUUAUCCCAAAUCGCUAAGUUGUUCGAUCCUGCCGGAUGGCUGGCUCCGUUCAUCAUCCGUUCCAAAAUGUUUAUGCAGGAGAUUUGGUUGCAAGACUUAGGCUGGGAUGACAAGCUUCCCACGCACAUGAGUCAGAGAUGGCAGUCGUUUCUCAGAGAAUAUUCCGACCUCAACAAGAUCCGCGUUCCAAGGUGGGUUGGGUACCAGCCAGAGGUCAUCGUAGAGCAUCACGGCUUCUGUGACGCGUCGCAGAAAGCCUAUGGAGCUGCUAUCUACGUCCGCGUCGAGAUGGGUCACCAGAUCUUGACUCGUCUGCUGACAGCCAAGACACGAGUGGCUCCGGUGAAAACCGUGUCCCUCCCCCGGCUAGAGCUCUGUGGAGCGGUGCUUUUAACCGAAAUGGUGACAGCAAUCCUUCCGCAUUUGCCUACCGCCAGUUCCGACCUCCGCUGCUGGACAGAUUCCACGAUCGUCCUAGCCUGGUUACGUAAGCCUGCUUGCAACUGGACUACGUUUGUGGCCAACAGAGUUGCCAAGAUCACUCAGGCAACACCAGUCGACUGUUGGGCACAUGUUCCCUCCGAGCAAAACUCCGCCGAUUUAGCCAGUCGAGGCGUACCCCUGAUCGACCUAGCGGAUAGCAAACUUUGGUGGCAAGGACCAGAGUGGCUGCAAGGGCCUCGUGAGCUAUGGCCUGCCCAAAAUGCCAUCGAUCCGACCGAAUUAGAACAGCGUGCAGUCAAGGUGCAGUUCAGCAAGACCCCGUCCGAAGAAUAUCUUGAGCGGUUCUCCAAACUGGACAAAGCUCUGCGGGUCUUAACGUACGUUCUGCGAUUCCUUAAACGCUGCCGCAAGAGCUCGAUCUCGCCCACUCCACGACCCACAAGUGAUGAAAUCCGGGAGGCAGAAAGAGUUUUAAUCUCCAUUGCGCAGCGCAGAGCAUAUGGCCAAGAGCAGAAGCAGCUGGCCGAGAAAAGGUCCCUUCUAGCGUCAAGUCCGAUUGCGAACUUGUUUCCGUUUAUCGACCAACACGGCCUCCUAAGAGCAUGCGGUCGCCUUACUGCUGCCAAAGGGUUGCAGUAUGACGAACGCCAUCCAAUAAUACUUCCCUAUGACUGUAGACUGUCUCGCCUUCUCAUCCAAUUUGCUCACCAGAUUACUCUUCAUGGCGGUAGUCAAUUAAUUGUACGCCUGAUCCGAUCGAAGUAUUGGAUUCCUAAAAUCAAGAAUCUGGUGAAGGCUGUGGUGAAUCCGUGUAAAAUUUGCACGAUUUACAAGAAGCGACUUCAAACACAGCUGAUGGGCGAUUUUCCGACAGACAGAGUUUCCUUCUCGAGGGCUUUCACGUACACGGGCGUUGAUUACGCCGGCCCUUUCGAGAUCAAAAACUAUACAGGGAGAGCGUGUCUCAUAACAAAGGGUUAUGUUUGUGUGUUUGUGUGUUUUUCUACGAAGGCUAUCCAUUUGGAACCUACUUCCGAUCUGACAACCGAGAAGUUCCUAGCGGCCUUUGCUCGUUUCGUAGCGAGGCGCGGUUGUCCUCAGCGGGUCCAUUCGGAUAAUGGCAAGACCUUUGUGGGGGCAGCAACUCUGCUUUCUCGAGACUUCCUACAAGCCGUCAAGGAGUCGGUGACUGAUGCAUACAGCCAUCAGGGGCUCGUAUGGCGAUUUAUUCCACCAGGGGCUCCACAUAUGGGGGGUCUAUGGGAAGCGGGCGUCAAGAGUUUUAAGACUCUGUUUUACAAAGCUUCCGCGACCCGCAAGUACACUUUCGAGGAACUUGCGACGCUCCUCGCAAAGAUUGAGGCUUGCCUCAACUCAAGACCCCUCUCCCCGAUGUCCGAAGAUCCCUCAGACUUGCUGGCCCUCACUCCGGGCCAUUUUCUUGUUGGAGGACCGUUGCUCUCCACGGCGGAGCCCGAGAUAAAGGGCGAAGCCAAAUCGAUACUCAAUCGAUGGCAACAUUUAAAGGCCCAACAUCAGCAGUUCAGUGUUCGGUGGAAAGAGGAGUAUCUAAAGGAACUCCACAAACGCUACAAAUGGCAAUAUCCGACCCGAAACCUCCAAAUCGGCGACAUGGUAGUCGUCAAGGAGGACAAUCUUCCAUCCGACGAAUGGCGGCUCGGCAGAAUCAGUUCUGUCUUCCCAGGAGCCGAUGACCUCAUCCGAGUUGUGGAGAUCCGCACAGCUCGUGGGACUAUUAAGCGCCCAGUCCAUAAGGUCAUACUUCUUCCUGCGGAGGAUCAAGUAUCCUCCGUUCCCAGGGACUAG